AUGAAGGGAGACAAAAAGAGUCAUUCACGCAUUCUCCCGAGUGAAACACGAGCUACUGAGUGCUAUUUUAGAGUGCAGUUCUUUGGAGUGAAAACUAAGAGGAUCAAAAGAUCGUAUCGUGGUGGAGAUCAACCACCAGAUUUGCAAAUGCAAGCUAUUACUCGCACCUUGCAACGCCUAUUAGAAAAUGGACGUUCAGAUCCAGAUGCUUAUCUGACAUGGGAAAGCAAGGUUGAACACGUUUUUGAGUGUUAUAACUACUCAGAACAGAAAAAAGUUCGACUAGCAGCUAUGGAGUUUGUUGACUAUGCACUGGGCAACAGGAGCGUUGAGGACUAUUUCAAGGAGAUGGAGAUGUCCAUGAUGCGUGCAAACAUAGUUGAGGACCGUGAGGCGACUAUGGCUCGGAAACAAGCACCACAACCGCCAGUACGGAUUCGAGAGCCAGGCAAAUCCAGCAAACCAAAGCCUCCCAUUGCUGAUAAUGGACGUGGCAAACAACCAAUGGUGGCACCAAAACGAUCAAGAGAUAUUCAGUGCUUUAAGUGCCUUGGUAGAGGACAUGUUGCUAGCCAGUGUCCUAAUCGGAGGGUUAUGUUGAUACGAGAAGAUGGAGAGAUCGAGUCAGAUUCUGAGGAAGAUGUACAUGAACUCCCGACUAAAGAAGAUGAAGAGAAUGACCUAGAAGUUGCUGAAUCUGGUCAAGUUAUGGAGAUCAUGGUUGUUAAACGUAGUUUGAAUGUGCAACAGGUGCAAGACGAGCAACAACGUAAGAAAAUUACUUUGGCUCCUUUGACACCGAGUCAAGUAAUUGAAGAUCAAACAAGCUUGAAAAAGAGUAAGGAAGUUGCAAAGGAGAAGAAAAAGAUGAGUGUAUAUGCAAGCAGUCGAGAAAUCAGGAAAUGUCUUUCCUCUCACCAAUCCUUGUUUAUUUUAAUGUUUAAAGAUCAUUAUUUAUUGGCUGAGUUCCCUGCUGAUUUGCCUGCAUCGAUUGUGUCCCUUUUGCAAGAGUUUGAGGAUGUGUUUCUGAAAGAAACACCGAAGGGAUUACCACCUCUUCGUGGCAUUGAGCACCAGAUUGAUUUCAUUCCAGGUGCUACCAUUCCAAAUCGACCAGCUUAUCGUACUAACCCUGAAGAGACGAAAGAGCUUCAAAGGCAAGUUGCAGAAUUGAUGGACAAGGGUUAUAUUCGAGAAAGUCUGAGUCCAUGUGCUGUUCCAGUGUUGUUAGUACCAAAGAAAGAUGGGUCUUGGAAGAUGUGCGUAGAUUGUAGAGCUGUGAAUCAAAUUACAAUUAAGUAUCGUCAUCCUAUUCCUAGACUUGAUGACAUGUUGGACGAGCUUUGCGGAGCCGUCAUCUUCUCCAAAAUUGACUUGAAGAGUGGAUAUCAUCAAAUUCGCAUGCGAGAAGGCGACGAAUGGAAGACAGCCUUCAAAACAAAGCUAGGUUUGUAUGAAUGGUUAGUGAUGCCUUUUGGUUUAAGUAAUGCACCUAGUACUUUUAUGCGACUAAUGAAUCAUGUUCUGCGAUCUUUUAUUGGAAAGUUUUGUGUUGUUGCACAGGGUGUUGAAAUUGAUCAUGAGAAAAUAAAGGCAAUUCAGGAAUGGCCACGACCGACAUCGAUUACUCAAGUUAGAUCAUUUUAUGGUCAGCAUAAAUUGAACAAACGACAUGCUAAAUGGGUUGAAUUCUUAGAAUCUUUUCCUUAUGUCAUUCGAUACAAAAAAGGGAAAGAUAAUGUCGUUGCUGAUGCAUUAUCACGCAGAUAUGUACUAUUAAGUUAUCUUGAUUCACAUUUGAUUGGAUUUGCAUAUAUUCGAGAGUUAUACUCUGAUGAUCAUGAUUUUUGCGAUAAGUAUAAUGCUUGUGAGAAAGGUGCAGAUGGAAAAUUCUACAUGCAUGAUGGAUAUCUUUUCAAAGAAAACAGGAUAUGCAUUCCACAGGGUUCAAUGCGUGAUAUACUGAUCCGUGAAGCACAUGAAGGUGGAUUGAUGGGUCAUUUUGGGGUCACUAAACGUUACACACCUUAA
Molecule: messenger RNA, 2031 nt
Organism: Gossypium raimondii (Peruvian cotton)
Lineage: Eukaryota; Viridiplantae; Streptophyta; Magnoliopsida; Malvales; Malvaceae
Exons: 8
Coding region: 1-2031 (676 amino acids)
Molecular function (GO): zinc ion binding; nucleic acid binding
Source: RefSeq, a predicted model, not a curated record